AUGGAUGACUUCCCCAGAAAGAAAAGAAAGAUUUCCCGCGCGGCAGACGCACAAGCCACAAGCGGUGUUGACGAACCUAAUGGAUGGAAUGGUACCUUUGUGAAGGCCUCCGACCCGUACGCGUUAAUGCGGGAUUGCAGUAGCAGUGCCCGUCUCACAGCCCAGCACUACCUAUGGAAAGACCUGCUUGGGUUUCUCGUACACCCGAAUAUUCCAACUCGAGCAUCCGACUUGCGUAUCGCUGAUAUUGCCACCGGAAAUGGCAUCUGGCUAUGUGAUUACGCCCGCAACAAGCCAGCUUCUGUUGAGCUCCAUGGCUUUGAUGUCAACCUAGACCAAGUUGGACCGAAAGCUUGGCUGCCUACCAACGUACACAUGCAUACAUGGAACAUGUUCGAAGAGCCGGAUCCACGGUUUGUUGGAUAUUUCGAUAUCGUUCACGUUAAGCUCAUCACGGUCGUGGUAAAGAAUAAUGAUCCAAGACCCAUACUUGCAAACCUGACGAAAAUGCUAAAGCCUGGCGGCCACCUUCAGUGGGACGAAGUCGACACAAUUGGCGCCUCAAUCAAAACGGUGCCAGGUGUCUCGGCAAGUAAUCUCGACACACUAUUCUCCCAGCUGAGAGGCUGCGACACUUGGAAGUAUGAGCUAAAGCAAAUCAUGAACCAUAGCGGAUACACUGGAUCCGAAUUGUAUAUUUACGAAUAUCCGCUGGGAAUGGCACGGUACUGGAAUGACGUUUACGUUAGUGCUUGGAAGGAGUUUGCUGGCAAACAGCUUCAGACACCGGAGAUAUCGCGCAAUUUGGAGCUUCAGGGAAUGAGAGAGACUAGAGAUGGUGCUGCAAUUUAUAUUCCGAAGCUAGUAUGGGUCGCGAUGAAAUUGUAA
Molecule: messenger RNA, 888 nt
Organism: Truncatella angustata
Lineage: Eukaryota; Fungi; Ascomycota; Sordariomycetes; Amphisphaeriales; Sporocadaceae
Exons: 6
Coding region: 1-888 (295 amino acids)
Source: RefSeq, a predicted model, not a curated record